Messenger RNA from Pezoporus occidentalis (night parrot), 3856 nucleotides. It is a transcript of the gene TBX5, whose product is annotated as T-box transcription factor 5. Gene Ontology annotation, molecular function: DNA-binding transcription factor activity, RNA polymerase II-specific; RNA polymerase II cis-regulatory region sequence-specific DNA binding. The record is from RefSeq and is a predicted model, not a curated record. Gene Ontology annotation, biological process: pattern specification process; cardiac left ventricle formation; positive regulation of DNA-templated transcription. The transcript is spliced from 9 exons. Gene Ontology annotation, cellular component: nucleus. Lineage: Eukaryota; Metazoa; Chordata; Aves; Psittaciformes; Psittacidae. The coding region runs from base 783 to 2396 and encodes 537 amino acids.
GGAGUUUGAUGAUUGUCUUUGUGCCUUGUUCUUGUUUGCCGGCCAGAAAAAUAGGCUGGAAAAGGAGGUUUAGGGGGGGAGGGGGCGGGGAGGGCUGUGUGAGGGUGAGUCUCUGCGGAGCAGGAUCCCAGCUGGUUGGGUAGCGGGUCCCGGCACUUGGCGGACGGAGCUGGACGAGCCCACGUCACCUCCGCGCUCCGCUCCGCGCCCGGCUCCGCGCAGCCUCGGCGGCAGCGCCGCGAACCUGCCCGGAGGAGCGGCGGUCGCCACCAGCCCGAAACUUUUCUUUUCUCCUUCUUUUUUGCGUUUUUAUUCUAAUUUUUCCUGCACGAGGGAGCCGUUUUCCUUUUCCUCUCUUGAAUCCUCUCCCUCUUUCUUAUUGCUAUUUUUGUUUCUUUAAUUUUUUUCUUUUUUUUUUUUUUAUGUAGGGAGUAGAAGGAGUGGGGUGGGGAAAACUGCAUCUUCCAGAUCAGGCUGAGGUGGGGGUGGGGGCUUUAUCUUGGUCUCAGGAUCCUUCCUAGUGCGUCUGACAACCUGGAAGUGUUUGGAGAGAGCAGGGGAGGGAGGGAAAGAGGGAGAGAGAGAGAGAGAGAGAGAGAGGAGCAGGCAAGCAGGCUUGCAUUGGAUAGAUUUUUUUCUUCCAGGCUGUGUUUUCACAUGCUGAUCCGCAAAUAAAUAAAUAAAAGGAAAUAUGCACACGCGAAGCCUGAUCCCAUUGUAAUUUCCAUUGCAAAGGGGGAAAAUAGACACACACAUUAUAUGUACGGAGAUGCAUUGAUUGCAUGGAAUUCAACGAGCAAGUGGGGGAUCCGGCGAAGGAAGCUCGUAACAUGGCGGAUAGCGAGGAAGGCUUCGGGCUCCCCACCACGCCGGCUGACUCGGAGGCCAAGGAGCUCCAGGCUGAAGCCAAGCAGGACACUCAGCUGGGGGCCACCAGCAAGUCCCCCACUUCACCGCAGGCAGCCUUCACGCAGCAGGGCAUGGAGGGGAUAAAGGUGUUUUUGCACGAACGGGAGCUGUGGCUGAAAUUCCACGAAGUGGGGACGGAGAUGAUCAUAACAAAGGCCGGGAGGCGCAUGUUCCCCAGUUACAAAGUGAAGGUCACUGGACUUAAUCCAAAAACGAAGUACAUUCUGCUGAUGGAUAUUGUACCAGCGGAUGACCACAGAUACAAAUUUGCAGAUAAUAAAUGGUCGGUGACGGGGAAGGCAGAGCCGGCCAUGCCUGGGCGAUUGUACGUGCACCCCGACUCCCCGGCCACCGGAGCCCACUGGAUGAGGCAGUUGGUUUCCUUCCAGAAGCUCAAACUCACCAACAACCACCUCGAUCCCUUCGGACAUAUCAUCCUGAACUCCAUGCACAAAUACCAGCCCCGGCUUCACAUCGUGAAAGCGGACGAGAACAACGGUUUCGGCUCCAAGAACACCGCCUUUUGCACCCAUGUCUUCCCGGAGACCGCCUUCAUCGCCGUCACCUCCUACCAAAACCACAAGAUCACCCAGUUAAAGAUUGAGAACAACCCCUUUGCGAAAGGCUUCCGCGGCAGCGACGACAUGGAGCUCCACAGGAUGUCCAGGAUGCAGAGUAAAGAGUACCCGGUUGUUCCCAGGAGCACAGUGAGACAAAAAGUGUCCUCGAAUCACAGCCCCUUCAGUGGUGAGACCAGGGUCCUUUCUGCCUCCUCCAAUCUGGGCUCCCAGUACCAGUGCGAGAAUGGGGUGUCGAGCACCUCCCAGGACCUGCUCCCGCCUGCCAACCCCUACCCGAUCUCCCAGGAGCACAGCCAGAUCUACCACUGCACCAAGAGAAAAGAUGAGGAAUGUUCCACCACCGAGCAUCCCUACAAGAAGCCCUACAUGGAAACUUCUCCAGCAGAUGAGGAUCCUUUCUACAGGUCCAGUUACCCCCAACAGCAGGGACUGAACACUUCAUACAGGACUGAAUCAGCCCAGCGCCAAGCAUGUAUGUAUGCCAGCUCCGCUCCCCCCACGGACCCCGUACCCAGCUUGGAGGACAUCAGCUGUAACACGUGGCCCAGCGUGCCAUCCUACAGCAGUUGCACAGUGUCUGCCAUGCAGCCCAUGGACAGGUUACCCUACCAACAUUUCUCUGCCCACUUCACCUCGGGGCCACUGAUGCCCCGGCUCAGCAGCGUGGCCAACCAUACCUCCCCCCAAAUAGGAGAUACCCAUAGCAUGUUUCAGCACCAAACCUCUGUUUCUCACCAACCCAUCGUGCGGCAGUGCGGACCUCAAACUGGCAUCCAGUCCCCCCCCAGCAGCUUACAGCCCGCAGAGUUCCUGUAUUCCCAUGGCGUGCCUCGAACCCUUUCUCCCCACCAAUACCACUCGGUGCAUGGUGUGGGAAUGGUGCCAGAGUGGAGCGAGAACAGCUAACAAGGGGGUCAGGAAAGUGCAAGAGCAUUAACCAUGGAAAAAAAGCAAACAAGAAAAGGAAAAUGGGAAAAGGAAAAAGAAAACAACCCCAAAAACCCUGUUGAUAAUAAAAAGGAGAGUAUUUUGCAAGACUCCUUUAACUGAAUGUUCACCGAUAGCACUCGAGAGGGACGGACACUGAUUGAAGCCACAGAUGAAACAGCCAUUUCGGUGUGACUUACCCCCCUCCUCCAUCCCUUUUUCUUUCAUUUCAAAGGAAAACCCAACAGGUUGGCACACGUCCCCCCCUGCCACCAUCCCCACCCAGUUUGUGUUGCUGCCACCGCCAGCUCUGUGCCCCUAUCCCCUUCCCUGCCCUCCUGCUCUUUUUGUUCUCCAAGGGACACCAAACUCCUGCUGCCUUUCUCAACACGAUCAGAAUGCUUGAACGAAAACAACUAGGAUGUUACUUUUAUUUUGUGGUGUUGAUGUUGACAAUGUUAUAUAAUAAAUAAUAAUAUAUAUAUUUUUUCUUUCAAUUUUCUCAAAAAAAAAAAAGGAGGAAAAAAAAAAACAAAACGCCAUCCCUUUUUAACCAAGGGUGGAUUUUGGAGUGGUGUUUCUUUAUUCUUUUUCUGUUUUUUAAAAUCAGUAUUAUCGUUGUUACUUUUUAACAGGAAAAGGUAUUAUAAACCCACAAAUAAACAAAGCAGGUACCUACCUCGCCCAGGCGUUGUACCACGAGUGGAAGCCCUCCCCGCGGGUUGCUGUGUUUCCUUAUGAAUGCCUCAAACACAUCUCUGCAGGAACCAGCCCCGUAAACUCAUCUCCUUUCCCACUUGUGUGUAAUGCUCUCUCUCUUCUUUCCUUCCUUCCCAUCUCCUGGUCUCUCCCGGUCCAUCAGCCGCCUCUGAUGGAGAAACAUCCACGGCUUGUCUCCUGCUGGAUUUUACCAGCAUGUGGAAAGCAGGGCUCUGAGCCAGCUGCAACGAUGGGAAAGGGGAGGGAGAGGAUGCAGGCAGCGAAGGGAAGAAGUUUGCUCAUGAAAAUGCUGAUGAUGCUUGUUUGCAAUCCCGGACUUUCAUUUUAUGGUGUGUUCUUUUCCUUCCUCUCCUAAAGAAAACGCGAUACUGGUCUGGGUAUGUGAAGUGAAUUAUUCAGUAAAUGUGUUUAAAAAGGAGCAGAAAACAGUCAUGAAGUGCUGGGAGUGGGGGAGGCAAGAAGAGAAGCAACAGCAAAUGUGUGUAAGUAAACAUGUCUACUGCAGAGUGUUUCAGGUGUAAGAAUUCCUGGUGCUAUUUAUUUAUACAUGGGAGCUUGAAGAACUCAAGUCUGUCACAACACAGCUGAUUCAAAGGGGUUACAGUUCUGAUUGAAAUGGAAGUUUGCUUUCUUCUCUUUCUCUUUUUUCCUCUCCAAGCUGUGCACACUCUAUAUGAUUUACAUAUAUUUUUAAUUAAAAGUAAUUCUAAUGAACAGAA